CACAUAACCAUCUCAAACAUCGGCGAAAUGAAUCACCCAUCCCUCCUUGCGGAGAAUCCAACUAUUUCCGUCAAAGACCUUCCACCGAAUGAUUCCGCAGCUUUCAAGUACUCUUCAUUUUUUUCUCGAAACAGGCCUCACAGCAAAUUACCGGCCCCGGCGCAAAUCCGCGAACGUGCUUUGGAGCUUGAUGCGGCGGCUGACUGCUCGCCCCGUCCAGCCCCAGUUCGCUACGAGGACAUUCGGCUCUUGGUCAAGUUUGGACGAGAACCUGAUGUGACUGAAGGCGAAGCACAAUGCUUCUGGGCACUGCGCCGCGUUCUACCUCAGGUCCCUGUGCCAGAAGUCUAUGGUUGGACUCACGAUAAAGACCAGGUCUUCAUCUAUAUGGAGUUGGUGCGUGGGUUCACUCUCGAAGAAGCCUGGAACUCGAUGAGCAGCGAAGAGAAAGUCGAUAUAUGCCAGCAGCUUAAGCUCUACAUAUCAGAGCUACGAACACUUCGGCAUGCUCCUGGCGAAUUCUUCCUCGGCCAUAUUAACUACGAACCUCUAGGUUGCAUAAGCUUUAUGAAUGGGACAAGACCUCCGGCGGGUCCGUUCAACUCUGUUGCCGAGUUUCAUGACUGGAUGUCUUUGAUGACCAAGGCCGGAAUGGAACACAACUGGCCUGGCUAUACGACAGAAGAAAUCCCUGAUCCUCUCCGGAAAGAAUUGCCAGAUGAUUCCCCCGUCGUGUUUACACACGACGACCUCCAUCCCAGCAACAUCAUUCUCUCAAUCACCCAGCCGCGGCGGAUAAUCGCCCUUAUCGACUGGAGGCAAUCGGGUUGGUAUCCUGAUUAUUGGGAGUUCUGCAAAGCAGUCUUUACCGUUCCUGGUGAUGGAGAAUGGGCAACAGAGUACAUACCACGAUUUCUGGAAGAGCCUAACUGUCUGGACACGUGGGAGUGGUAUUCGAGGACUUUCGGGUAUUGACAACAUAGAGAUAUAGAGCAAAGCAGUGGUUGAC
Sodiomyces alkalinus F11 is the source of this 1009-nucleotide messenger RNA. RefSeq names its product phosphotransferase enzyme family protein. The coding region runs from base 28 to 975 and encodes 315 amino acids. NCBI's taxonomy places the organism in Eukaryota, Fungi, Ascomycota, Sordariomycetes, Glomerellales, Plectosphaerellaceae. The record is from RefSeq and is a predicted model, not a curated record. The transcript is spliced from 2 exons.